AUGGUGCCUCAUGCUAGAAGAAUUGUUAGACCCGUCUACCGGAGGCCAUAUCCGGAGCAUUUUGAUCAAGAGGAAUUUCCACAAGGAUUCAAAGUUUCAGAUUUUACAUUAUUUUCAGGAGAUGGACACCAGUUGACCAUGGAGCAUAUUGGUCGAUUCACGGCUCAAUGUGCGGAAAUCGGAUAUCGCGAGGUCUUGAAAUUAAGGCUAUUCCCCAGCACCCUCAUAGGGGCUGCUUUUUCAUGGUAUGUGAAACUUCCUCAGAAUUCUGUUCCAAAUUGGCAGACCAAUGAGCAAAUCUUCCACGAACAAUUUUAUUGGCCGGAGCCAGAUGAGUCAAUGGCUGACUUGGCCAAGAUGCACCAAGGACCAAACGAGUCAGUCCAUGAAUACUUGGGGAAAUUCAGAGAAACAAGGGCCAGAUGUACGGUCAACAUGCCUGAACAUGAGUUUGCAAAGUUGGCUCAAGGUGGGUUGUUGCUCGAUGUCCAGAAAAGGUUCGAGGGUAUUGAAUUCCACGAUAUUUAUAACCUCCUACUUCAGGUGGAUCGAUAUGAAGCUCUUUUAAAGGAGGAACAACAAAAGAAUUGGCCGACAUCUCGAUCGACUUUUUAUAGAGAUCUACCAAAACCUUUCACAUCUAGAACCAUGGCUAUCCAUGUGGUGGAUGUCGAAAAUGUGGACUCGAAUAAGGCAGAUGAGGAAAUCUUCCUAGAAGAAGAAGAAGAAUCGACGAGGAUAAACUUGGCUGAAAUCGUGGUCAGCGAACCACACGUAUGCAAGGCUUUGUCCAAAGCCUCCAAGGAUCAUAGGCCAAUAACGGUCCAGAUUUCUAAGUUUAGCGGAACUUCUCAAAAGAGAGUCGGAACCAAGUCCUAUACCUUUGACAUUUCGAAAGCCGAACUAAUCUUUGGCCAACUUUUAAAAGAAAAGAUGAUAAAGUUUCCAAAUGGUCAUGAUAUUCCGUCGGCUUAA
Molecule: messenger RNA, 975 nt
Organism: Prunus avium (sweet cherry)
Lineage: Eukaryota; Viridiplantae; Streptophyta; Magnoliopsida; Rosales; Rosaceae
Source: RefSeq, a predicted model, not a curated record